Pseudogymnoascus verrucosus is the source of this 2509-nucleotide messenger RNA. RefSeq lists its product as uncharacterized. The coding region runs from base 1 to 2400 and encodes 799 amino acids. Gene Ontology annotation, biological process: glucan catabolic process. Gene Ontology annotation, molecular function: beta-glucosidase activity. Lineage: Eukaryota; Fungi; Ascomycota; Leotiomycetes; Thelebolales; Thelebolaceae. The record is from RefSeq and is a predicted model, not a curated record. The transcript is spliced from 3 exons.
AUGGUCCUUCUAUCAAAUGUUAUUGCCUUCUUCAUCAGAAAUCACCUCUUGACCGUUGUUGAGGGACGAGCCAGCUCUCAGUCCCAUAGUAUCAACAAUAACCCCCCUGCGAUAUCAUAUUCCACAGGGACUGGUGGAUGGGAGCAUGCACUAGUUAAGGCAAAUGCCUUUAUCGCGCGGCUAAACCUGACAGAGAAAGUGAGCAUGGUCACCGGUGAUAACGGGCCCUGUAUUGGUAACAUAGCACCAAUUGAACGUCUUGGGUUCUCAGGAAUCUGCAUGUCCGACGGUCCAACCGCAUUCAAUCGUGCCGAUUUGGUUAGCAUCUUCCCAGCGGGGUUGACAGCUGCUGCAAGCUGGGAUAGGGAUCUCAUCUACCAGCGAGCCCUUGCUCUCGGGUCCGAAUUCAGAGCUAAAGGAAGUCAUGUCGGACUGGGCCCUGUUGGUGGGCCUCUGGGGAGACAUCCUUUAGGUGGUCGUAACUGGGAAGGAUUCUCCGCUGAUCCUUACUUAACUGGAGUCGCAAUGGCCUCCUCUGUUCGAGGUUUUCACGAUGCAGGUGUUCAGUCCUGCUCUAAGCAUUUCAUCGGAAACGAGCAGGAGACUCAGAGAAGCAACACCGUUUUUGCUGAUGGAACAAACAUCGAAGCAGUAUCUUCCAACAUAGACGACCGCACGCUGCAUGAGCUCUACCUCUGGCCUUUCGCCGAUGCCGUUAAAGCCGGGACAACUUCGAUCAUGUGCAGCUAUAAUCGUGUCAACCAGACCUACGCUUGCGAGAACUCUGAACUUCUUAAUGGGAUCUUGAAGAAAGAGCUGGGGUUUCAAGGAUACGUUGUCUCUGACUGGUUCGCAACGCACUCUGGUGUGAAAUCAGCCAACGCUGGCCUAGACAUGACCAUGCCAGGAACCAUCGAUGUAGAAUCUUUGUCUGCAGGAACAGGACUUUCUUAUUUCGGGGCAAACCUCACCACCGCCGUGAAUAAUGGAAGUGUACCCAUGACCCGCCUCGAUGACAUGGUCCGCCGCAUCAUGAUGCCAUAUUACUUUCUCGGCCAGGACAAGAACUUCCCAACGACUGAUCCAUCAGCUAUGCAUGUCCUAGCAGCCCAGUACGGCGCAUCUCUCGGGGUGCCUGAGAUCCCAGCUCGAGAUGUCCGAAAGGAUCAUGCGAAAAUCAUCCGCAAGCUAGGCGCAGCAGGAACAGUACUCCUCAAGAACCUCAACUCGACUCUCCCCCUCAAGUCUCCCAAAAACAUCGGGGUCUUCGGAAACGACGCACCUGAUCCAACUGACGGCCUCACAAUCAUCUCCGACGGCUCCUUCGAGUCCGAGACAUACGGUUACGACAUCGGCACCCUGGAUGUCGGCGGAGGAUCCGGUACAGGUCGGCACUCCUCUCUCAUCUCGCCUCUUUCGGCCAUCAAAUCCAAAGCCCAAGAAAUCGGCGCCCGCGUGCAGUAUAUCACAAGCAAUUCCCGCCUCGCCUCCAACGACUUCCGCAGUAUCUUCCCCACCCCCGACGUCUGCAUCGUUUUCCUCAAGACCUUCGCUUCCGAGGGGCGCGACAGAACAUCCUUCGAGAACGACUGGAACUCAACGGCGGUGGUCAACAACGUAGCUCGGAAAUGCCCAAACACCAUCGUGGUAACGCACUCCGGCGGCGUGAACACCAUGCCUUGGGCUAAGAAUCCAAACGUGAAAGCCAUCCUCGCGGCGCACUACCCCGGGCAAGAAAGCGGGAAUUCAAUCGUCGAUAUCCUCUGGGGGGACGUGAAUCCCUCCGGCAAGCUCCCCUACACCAUCUCAGAACACGAGUCCGAUUAUGACAUCCCAGUUACGAACCUCUCAUCCGUGACUGCUGUGGAUGAAUGGCAGGCCGAUUUCACAGAGGGAUUGAUGAUCGACUACCGCCAUUUUGACUCUAAAAACAUUACUCCCCUAUAUGAAUUCGGGUAUGGCCUCAGCUACACAACCUUCUCCCUCUCCUCGUUCUCCGUCUCCAAACUAGUCAAGAACCCCCCAGCAAUCCCAGAUGCAUCAAAAGCCAUCCUUCCAGGGGGAAACCCGGACCUCUACUCCCCCCUCCUCACCGCGUCGACAAAGGUUUCAAACACCGGAUCGCUGGCUGGGAGCACAGUAGUUCAGUUAUACAUAUCGCUCCCGCAAGAUUCCGUUCCCGCUGGCACGCCAUUGAGGGUUCUUCGGGGGUUUGAGAAGGUAGCGCUGAAACCGGGAGAGAGCAAGGAUGUUAAGUUUACUUUAACGAGACGGGAUGUUAGUUAUUGGGAUGUGAUUGCGCAGACAUGGAGGAUACCGAGGGGGGAGAUUAAGGUGAGUGUUGGGUUCAGUAGUAGGGAUUUGAAGGGUGAGGGGUCAGUGACGGUGCUGUCGAAGUAGGUAGUAUUGUUGUUGCCUGGCGGAAUUGGAUAUUUUUCGGACAGUUGUGAGAUUUAGGUAUUGCCAUUCUCUAGUCUCCAAAUCAGCUCGCGAGUGUAGGUAGUUGGCG